AUGUUUUCCAGGACUCUCAGACACGUUCCAAAAAGGCUACAUUUAGCAAGGAAUUCAACCAGAAGUUACUCUUCUGGGGCCAAACCAACGCCGCUACAGUGGACGGCUGCAGCGCUUCUCUUUGGCAGUGGAGUAGCUGCUGGAGGCUACUUUGCGGGAAGAAAGCAGCCUGAAGAAGGUCGGAAAGGGGCUUUGGGCCUCCAGCACUUGCUGGCCUCGACGACUCCGUUGGACUCUUUGGAAACACCAAAGUACGCCAAUGACGAAGACUUCGAUACCGCCUUGCAUCAGAUCACAAAGAUAGUGGGUAAAGAAAACGUCACUUACGAUAAGGCCGUGCUUGUGGCUCACAACGAUACGCCUUUCAAUACUCACCACCCGCCAGAUCCUGAACACCAAAGACCAAGCAUUGUGGUGUUUCCUUCUUCCACUCAGGAAGUAUCUGAAAUCAUGAAGGUGGCUCAUAAGUAUCGGGUUCCUGUGGUUGCCAACUCGGGAUUGACGUCCUUGGAGGGCCAUAAUAUGCAUACAAGAGGUCCCAAUUCGAUUUCGCUUGCGUUUGGUAACCUUAACGAGGUUUUGGAGUUCCAUCCUGAUGAUCUAGAUGCUGUGGUUCAGCCUGGCGUUGGCUGGCAGGAUCUAGACGAUUACUUGCUUGAUAGAGAAGACGGAAAGCAUCUUAUGUUUGGCCCAGAUCCAGGUAUGGGCGCUGCAAUUGCUGGAAUGGUCGGCACUUCUGCUAGUGGUACAAAUGCUUAUAGAUACGGUACCAUGAAGGAGAAUGUGGUCAACUUGACGGUUGUUCUUGCUGACGGUACGGUGGUGAAGACUCGCCAGAGACCUAAGAAGUCGAGUGCUGGGUACGAUUUGACCCAUAUCUUUAUUGGCUCUGAAGGUACUUUGGGUAUAAUUACAGAGAUUACCGUCAAGCUCCAGCCUCGUCCUAAACAGGAGCUUGUUUGUAUUGCAUCGUUUCCUACUAUCAAAGACGCAGCUUCAACGGCACAAAGCAUCAUCAACAAAUCAGGUUUCCAGGUGAAUGCUUUGGAAUUGUUGGAUGAAACCACUACCACCUUUGUUAAUGCCUCGGGAAACCUGGAAAAGCAGUUCUUGGAAAGACCCACGUUGCUUAUUAAGGUUGGAGGAGUUUCUGAAAACACCGUCAAGGAGCAAAUCGAAGUGGUAGAGCAAAUCAGCAAGCAAAACAACCUUAUCAAGUUCGAACAGUCACUGAACAAAGAAGAAAACAAUAUCCUUUGGACAGCCAGAAGACAGGGACUUUGGCUGACUCUUGACUACGGAUCGAAGGUGUUGGCUAACCCAAACGACGUGAAUGUCUGGACUACCGAUGUGGCAGUUCCAGUAUCUAAAUUGGCACAGGUUGUCGAUGAAACCAACGAGGACUUGAAGAACUCUAUUUUCAACGGUAAGUUUGCCGUUAUGGGACAUGUUGGUGACGGAAACUGCCACUUUUUAAUUCUCUACAACACUCCAGACUACAUGGAAGCGAAGAAGUACGUUGACAGGAUGGUCGAACGUGCUAUCAAGUACGAAGGUACGUGUACUGGAGAGCACGGCGUGGGUGUUGGCAAAAGAGCGUACUUGGAAUCUGAAGUGGGUAAGAAUGCCGUUGACUUGAUGAGGCAUCUUAAGUUCUCCUUGGACCCUAAGGCUAUUCUCAACCCAGACAAGGUUAUCCAGAUUGAUCCCCACGACAAGCUCGACGAACACCUCAACUCUGGCCAUGUCCACGAGGUCCAGAAGUGUUGUUAA
This is a messenger RNA of Candidozyma haemuli, 1773 nucleotides long. Its product is annotated as FAD-binding oxidoreductase. The transcript has a single exon. Lineage: Eukaryota; Fungi; Ascomycota; Pichiomycetes; Serinales; Metschnikowiaceae. Gene Ontology annotation, molecular function: D-lactate dehydrogenase (NAD+) activity; D-lactate dehydrogenase (cytochrome) activity; FAD binding. Gene Ontology annotation, cellular component: mitochondrion. Gene Ontology annotation, biological process: lactate catabolic process. Bases 1 to 1773 code for a protein of 590 amino acids. The record is from RefSeq and is a predicted model, not a curated record.